GAGCUUCCGCACGCUCAGAGUGAGAAUGUCCUUUGUGCAAUGCGGUUCAGCCAAACGGGGCACACGACCGCUCGGUUCGCAUAAGAACGGACGGAGGAAAAUCUCUAAUUCGAGCCAACCAGAACAGGACGUUCAUUCAGUAUUACAGCAGUAAAUAAGCAGCUGCAGCAUCGUUUGAAACGUUGGAAAUUAGAAAAUUGCUAAGUGCGGCAGCAAACAUUGCAAAGAGAAUUCUAUUUUUAUCGGAAAAUCGCGAAAGGGAUGCUGGCGGAAGGAAAAUCAAUUGCUACCGUGAAUCAGCAUUGAUGUAUAGUGUUUUCGUGCAUGGCUUUUCUGUUCGGUUUAUCCAACCCUGGGUAUGAGAUGAAAUACAACAGAUAGUCGCUUCCCGAGAAAGAUUCAAGUGAACAAUUUGAUGUUUGGGCGAACACGGGGCACGAAGUGCGCACUAACUCAAUUUCGCCGUCUACGAAGAUGAUAGAUGAAAUCGAAUGAUAAAUGUGCAAAUCUACUAGUGCCGUCUAUAGUGGCUAGAAGUGUGAAUUGUGCUCUGGCAUUGCUAAGAAAAUUUCGCAAAGAGAAAUCUGCCUAACGCGUGUGCCUAUGUGUGAGUGCUCGCAUAGCUGGAUGCUGGAAAUCCUGUGAAUAUCCUGUUGGCACUAGAGGAAUUGGAGCGACGGCAAAGAAAAUUGAGCGAAAGCAAUGUUCCAACAGCAUGAGAUCCGGCAACGAAUCCGACUGGGAGCCCUUGCUCGACACGGAGGCAAAAACUUCCACUUCAUCGGCAUCGAGGCGCCCUCCCACCGGACCGGGGGCACCCACUUGUACAGCGAAUAGGCGCGAGAACAAAGGCCUUCACCAGGAAAAAUGUGGCCGCAUCCGGUUGGGAGUGCUGGUGGUGCUCGCGUUCAUCACAUUCUACCUGUCACUGUCGACGAUCAGUAUACGUCCUGUGGUGCACCAGAUGGUGGUCACUAUACCGGACGAUGACGAAGAUCUUCCGGGACCAAGAGGCCUAGCCUCAUCGAAAGUAGUAUUUGAAUCCUCAACCAACAAAAUCAUUCCCGUUAUUCCAAACACACUUACCAACCACCGUGCGGUGCCACAACCCAAACAUUCCAACAACGUUGAUGAUGACGAUGCCAUGACCCUCAUCACAUCCAUCACCGGCACCACCCCACCUAACUCCAAUGCAACGACGUCCAAUGCAGUGCCAAAGGGAUUCAUCGUUUGGGGACCGGGAUGUCAGAUCCUGGACCUGGAUCCACUGGCCGAUGACGUGAUGCGGCUGUUUCAUAAGGAGAGGUUCAUUCCAUGUUCGUCGAAGCAUCCGCUCACCAUGAUCGAGCAGAAACCGCUCGAGAACGACACGGUUGUGCUACGGUUCCAUCGAGACCGAGUUGCGGCGCAUCUGCCGCACUACAUGAAGUACAUCGAAUGCUGCUACCAGAGCAUCGAACGGUCCGGGGUCAACGAAAAGGCUGAUACAAAUUUUAACUUAAGUGAGUGUAAAUAUUUUUCCAACGACGUCCAACUACCGCCAAAUGUAACCAACGGAGUAAUGGUUCGCUGCAAGGGGAGUGUUUCGGAGACCAGUAAAACUCGCAAGUCGGUCUACACGAACGUGCAUGCGAUCGUCCGGGCGAAACCGGCAAUACGGGAACGGCUAGAUAGGUAUCGCGAUAGCUACAAGCAACGACCGCUCAGUGUGCUGAUGGUUGGGAUUGAUAGCAUUUCACGGCUCAAUCUUAUCCGAGCGAUGCCACACACUGCACAACACCUAUACGAUACGGGAUGGUUCGAACUGAAAGGGUACAACAAGAUCGACGACAACACGUUCCCGAACCUGAUGGCAAUCCUGACUGGAUACAACAGUUCCCUAGCGUACGAUACUUGUAAUCCUCGUAAGGUGGGUCAGUUGGAGACGUGUCCAUUCGUGUGGAACAUGUUUGCCAACAGCGGCUACGUAACUGCCUACGCUGAAGACGAAGCCAGUAUCAACACGUUUAACUACCACAAGUAUGGAUUCGUCAAACCCCCGACGGACUACUACUUAAGACCGAUGGCACUGGCCGCAGAGAAGAAUCUUGUCAAGAAAACGAAGAACUCUCUAACCUUCUGUCUGGGCUACCAGAACUAUGCAGAUUUCAUAUACCAGUACGCUCUGGACUUUGCAACGUUCUAUAAGGAUGAGCCCAGCUUUGGGCUAUUUUGGACUAAUACGUUCAGUCACAACGAUAUCAGCGAUCCUUCAUCCAUGGACCUACGGAUCAAGUACUACCUUGAAGAGCUAGAGGAGAGAGGCAUCCUUAACAGCAGUAUGGUGGUGUUCUUCAGCGAUCAUGGAUUACGGUUCGGAGCAGUUCGAUCGUUGCUAACCGGGUGGCUCGAAGAGCGAUUACCCUUUAUGUUCCUCUGGUUACCGGAGUGGUUCAAAGAACAACACCCGGAAGCUGUCGAAGCGUUGAAGAUCAACCGAAACCGUUUGACAAACCCUUACGAUCUACACGCAACGCUGAAGCACGUCCUAGAGCUAUCGGAACGGGUCGACAACCUUCCACCACCGCUGAGUUGCCCUAACUGUCAGAGCCUAUUCCAAGAAAUGCCCUGGAAUCGGUCCUGUGAAGAAACGUCCAUCGCAUCGCACUGGUGCACCUGCUCAAACUUUGAAAAGAUACACAAAGACUCCAAAAUUGUGCACGAAGUAGUUAGCUUCGUGAUCGAUUCGAUCAAUCGCGAUCUGGAGGAUUAUGAGAAAAAUUUAACCAAGAAACUUUGUGCCAAGAUACAGCUGAAAUCGAUCUCGUUGGCCAAGGUGGCCAGGCACCCGGACGCGGACGUACCCCACACCGACUAUCUAUUGAUAUUUGACGGGAAGCCCGGAGCGGGCAAGUUCGAGUCAACGGUGAGGCAUUACACCCGGCGCAAGUCGUUCGAGAUUACCGGAUCGAUCAGCCGGCUGAAUGAGUAUGCUAGUCAGAGCGAGUGUAUGCACGUGGAUUAUCUGAGAAAGUAUUGCUACUGUUUGCGGAAGAGAGGUGGAUAAGAUUUGCGGUAGCAGCUCGGAGAGGAUAUGGAGGUUCCAUGUGCGGUUAAUUUGACAAUAAGUGUGCUAAGAUGGACAUUUUUCGUAGGCUCCCAUUCUAACAAAUGAUCUUGAAUUCAAUUCGUGUUCCAAUAACUAAAGGUCCUUUUUUAUUAUUUGUGAUUUUAGGUACAAAGAUGAGCUGUUUUUAAUUAAAAGUCGUUCAAGUAUAUUAGAAGAAAACAAGAUGGCAACCGAAGGAAAUUCAAGAACAGCAAAUAUCUCAAAAAUUGCAAGCAGCAGCAACGUUGCCAAUUAAGCAUUCAUUUUGCAAUGAUUCAUGUGCUUUACAACUUUCACAGUAUGUAUUCAAUUGGGUUCUUUAAGAGUAUUAAAAUUGGAACCGUAAUCCAAAAUUUCAUCAAUUUCGGUACACCAGCCAUUCCAUAGCAAAACGAUAAAGUGGUUUUAAGAAUUUCGUAAUAAUUGCUAGUUUUGUUCUA
Messenger RNA from Ochlerotatus camptorhynchus, 3528 nucleotides. RefSeq lists its product as uncharacterized. The transcript has 5 exons. The record is from RefSeq and is a predicted model, not a curated record. Lineage: Eukaryota; Metazoa; Arthropoda; Insecta; Diptera; Culicidae. The coding region runs from base 716 to 3046 and encodes 776 amino acids.